Messenger RNA from Hemibagrus wyckioides, 1664 nucleotides. Its product is annotated as CD209 antigen-like protein E. The transcript is spliced from 5 exons. Gene Ontology annotation, cellular component: external side of plasma membrane. NCBI's taxonomy places the organism in Eukaryota, Metazoa, Chordata, Actinopteri, Siluriformes, Bagridae. Bases 131 to 916 code for a protein of 261 amino acids. Gene Ontology annotation, biological process: biological process involved in interspecies interaction between organisms. Gene Ontology annotation, molecular function: D-mannose binding; fucose binding. The record is from RefSeq and is a predicted model, not a curated record.
UCUCACGCGGUUUCUGCAUAUGUGAACGCCACCCAGGAGAGAGGAGAGUACCCCGAGAGUUGUGAAAGUCUACGAGAACACAGACACUGUUAGUCGUCACAACCCCAAAACAACGGUGGUGAUUGACACCAUGAAGACUCAACACACAGGACGGACCUCUUCAGGGGACAGAUGUUACAAUCUGGCUGUGGCAUGUGUGCUGUUUCUGUGUGUUCUCCUGCUGACUGCUGCCACAGUGCUGUGGAUCAAAUUCGGCAUCCUGAAUACAGAAUUUGAGAAGUUACAGACCACAUAUAGCACUCUUAUAACAGAGCAAGAUCAGUUACAGACCAGUUACAAGUAUCUGACUACAGAGAGAAAUCGGUUAUGGACAAAGACCAUGCAAAUGGGUUUAGAAAGAGACCAUUUGAAGGCCAGAAACAACAACCUGACAAUAAACAGAGAUGAGCAAAAGGCCACAAUUAAGAACUUGGAAGAUGGAAUGAAGCAGCUACAAAAGAAGUAUGAUGAACUUCAAAACUUGUUGAACACCAUAGGUAAAUGGACGUGUUUCACUUUUAAGUCCACUUUUUAUGGCAUGUCUAAUGAGAACAAGAACUGGGAGGAGAGCAGAAAGGACUGCAUGGACAAAGGAGCAGACCUACUGAUCAUAAACAGCAAAGAGGAACAGGAGUUCAUCGGUAAACAGCUGGGCAAGUUUCAGACUUGGAUUGGUCUGAGUGACAUAGAAAAAGAAGGAGAGUGGAAAUGGGUGGACGGCACACCACUGACUACAGAGUACUGGGCUAAAGAUGAACCAAAUAAUGUGGGUGAUGAGGACUGUGCUGUGAUUUACGCUUCAUCUGGGGCUUUCUGGAAUGACAGGCAAUGUUCUGUUAAAUUACCGUGGAUCUGUGAGAAAAGUGUUUCUCAGUGACGUGUAUCAUUUUAAAUGAAAGUGCAUAUACAUAAAUUGAGCUAAAUAUAUACAAUAUAAAAGACAAUAUUUUGAUAAUUAUUGUGUUUUCAGUAAUCAUUCACUGAUACAAUGUGCAAAAAGAUUGUUUAUGUUUUUUUUCUCAGAGAUGUAUUGUAAUUUCUUAAGAUUCUGAUGCAGUAACUUUGUAGAUCAUGAUGAUGGAAGCAGUAUCUAUCUCAGUGUCUCAGACUCUGUUAAUAAACUUGAGCUCAAUCAAAUGCUGUAUUAUAUCUUAUUGCUUUAUUGCUUCUAGAGUGAUGUGAAAUGACUAGAGAUUGGUUCCUGGUUUGCAGGUAAUUUUCUAGUCAGAGAUCCUUUUUGUAUAGAGUGUACAGAGCACUGCAGGAUCAUUUUUCUGUUGUAAAAAAUAAAAAAAAUAAAAAAAUAAAACAGUGCUGUCAUAGGAAAAUACUCAUGAUGUGGUGGUGAUAUGCAGCCAGGUGCAAAGCAGAGUUACUCUUACCCCUCUGAGGGUGAUUAGUUUUCAAUAACAGGAGAAUUCAGGUUGAAUCCACUUUGCCCCCGCAGUUUUAUAAAAGUAAUGUGCCUGUUUUGUUUGAGGUCUGGUUUAUUAAUUUCCUCAUUUUAUUCAUUAUUGUGUAUUUUCCGCUCCGCUCAUAAAUUAUUCAAUAUGUGAGCCUAUUGUUUUCAGCUUUGGUUUCAGUCCUGGUACUUUGUAUCUUGGUGUAUGCUUAAUAAAAACCAU